AUGGUCUUCUUCAAGAGGAAGGAUUCGGACUCCGAGCCCGAGGGAGUCAUCUAUCCCACCCACGAGAUUGCUAUCCGGAGCCCAGAGAUCACCGAGAAGGGCACCAACGCGAAUGACAGUAUUCAGGCCCAACAGCAGAGCAGCGGCGCCGCCGAAGAUGCCGCAAAGAUCCCUCAAAACUUCCAGGCCGGUGUCCAGCGUAUCGAGGCCGCCGCCAGUGUCUGGAGCAAGAAGGAGAUGGUUGCCGCCUAUGCCUGCAUCUGGCUGAUCUACUUCAUCACCUCGACCGAGGAGGUCGUCGUCCGCACCCUUACGCCCUUCGUCACCAGCGCUUUCCAGUUCCACUCCCUGACUCCCACCGUCGGUGUCAUGGCCAGCAUCUUUGGCGGUCUCUCCAAGCUUCCGCUCGCCAAGAUCCUCGAUACGUGGGGUCGUCCUCAGGGCCUGGCACUAUCCUGCUUCAUCUGGACCAUUGGCUUCAUCAUGAUGGCUGCUUGCAAGAACGUCGAGACUUACGCCGCUGCCCAGGUCUUCUCCACAGUUGGUGCCCAAGCUGUCAGUUGGUGCAUGACCGUCUUCAUUGCCGACACUUCUUCCCUGCGCAACCGAGGUCUGAUGCUUUCCUUUGCAACAUCUCCCUACAUCGUCACCACUUGGAUCGGUGGGCCGAUGGCUGACGCCAUCUUGGCUGGUCCUGGCUGGCGCUGGGGCUUCGGAAUCUUCGCCAUCAUCAUUCCCGUAGUUGUGGCUCCCCUGGUGGCCGUGCUCUGGUACAACCAGUACAAGGCCGUCAAGCGGGGUAUCGUCAAAGAGCACCAGCGUGAGAUCACCCUGGAGAAGGUCAAGAAGUACUGCAUCGAGAUCGACCUCUUCGGAAUAAUCCUGCUGGCUGGAGGUAUGGCUCUGUUCCUGCUGCCAUUCAACAUCUGGUCGUUCCAGGCCCAGCAGUGGAGGGCGCCCAUCAUCAUCGCCUUCAUCAUCGUCGGCUUCUUCCUGCUGGUCGCCUUCGUCCUCUACGAGAAGUACUUCGCGCCGGUCAACUUCAUCCCUGUCAGCCUGCUUGCCGACCGCAGCGUCUUCUUCGCCGGCAUCAUGCUCUUCUUCCUAUUCUUCAACUCGAUGGUCUGGGGCAGCUACUUCACCUCCAUGUUGAUGGUCGUCUGGAACCAGAGCGUCACCACGACCACGUACAUCUCCAACAUCUACCGCGUCGGCUCCUGCUUCGCCGCGCUCCUCAUCGGCUACUUCAUCCGCCUGACCGGCCGCUUCAAGUGGGUCGCCUGCUUCUACGGCAUGCCGCUCAUGAUCCUCGGCGUCGGCCUCCUGCUCAAGUUCAUCCACGCCGAUGACAACGUCGGCUACGUCAUCAUGACCCAGAUCUUCGUCGCCUUCGCCGGCGGCCCGCUCGUCAUCGCCGCCGAGAUGUCCAUGAUGUCGCCCUCGAGCCACCAGCACAUCGCCGUCAUCCUCGCCAUCCUCGACCUCUUUGGCAGCGUCGGCACCGCCGUCGGCUCGACCGUGGCCGCCGCCAUCUGGACGGGCACCUUCAAGGACGCCCUGCGCAAGUACCUGCCCGCCACGGCUCCGAUCGACCAGAUCUUCAAGAGCCUCUACAUCCAGCUCGCGUACCCGGCGGGCAGCCCCAAUCGUAUCGGCAUCGCCAAGGCCUACUCCGACUCGCAGCGGUACAUGCUCAUCACCAGUGUGUGUGCUCUGGUCGCCGGCUGGGCGUGCACCUUCAUCUGGCGCGACAUCAAGCUCAAGAACCUCAAGCAGAACAGAGGUCUCGUGGUCUAA
Messenger RNA from Thyridium curvatum, 1797 nucleotides. RefSeq lists its product as uncharacterized. The transcript is spliced from 3 exons. Lineage: Eukaryota; Fungi; Ascomycota; Sordariomycetes; Thyridiales; Thyridiaceae. Gene Ontology annotation, molecular function: transmembrane transporter activity. The coding region runs from base 1 to 1797 and encodes 598 amino acids. Gene Ontology annotation, biological process: transmembrane transport. The record is from RefSeq and is a predicted model, not a curated record.